Guillardia theta CCMP2712 is the source of this 1080-nucleotide messenger RNA. RefSeq lists its product as hypothetical. Bases 1 to 1080 code for a protein of 359 amino acids. NCBI's taxonomy places the organism in Eukaryota, Cryptophyceae, Pyrenomonadales, Geminigeraceae. The record is from RefSeq and is a predicted model, not a curated record. Gene Ontology annotation, molecular function: pyrimidine nucleotide-sugar transmembrane transporter activity. The transcript has a single exon. Gene Ontology annotation, cellular component: Golgi membrane. Gene Ontology annotation, biological process: pyrimidine nucleotide-sugar transmembrane transport.
AUGCAAAGCCCUCGCGCAAAAGAAGGGCGGGAUGUCGGGUUUGCGGGGAGAAGCGCGAUCUUGUUUGCGAUGGCGACAGUGAGCAAAGCGAUAGAGCCCAUCUUGAUUGACCUGUCGCAGUCGCACUCCAAGAAUGCGAGCAUGGGGUAUGAGUACUCCUUGGCUUCAGCGAUGGCCAUGGCAGAGCUGAUGAAAGCGUUUCUAUGCUUUAUAUCUCUUCUUGCCGUCAGAAAGAAGUGCCUGCAGCUGGCAGAAAUUGAUCUCAAGGAGUCUCGAGCCUUCGCUGCUCCUGCUGUCAUGCUCGCCAUUGCAAACCAGACGCUCUUCGUGGGCAUCUCAUACCUCGGUGCGCUCUUUAAUCAGAUUGCGAGGAAAGCGGUUUGCAUCAUGGCUACGGCAAUGUUGUCGCAGAUGGUGUUGGGGCACUGGUUGUCGAGGAAGCAGAAGGUGAGCUUGGUGCUGCUGACUGUCGGGUUUUGCCUCCUCGUGCCAAACAUCGACAACAUGGAGAGACGGAUCGAUCCCCUCGCUCUCCUCUUCAACCCGGGGUUCAUCGCGGCUGUGUUUGGAGGAUGCUGCACGGCAGCGCAGGGAGUUUACUUUGAACGAGCCUCCAAGUCGCAAGAUCAGAGCGUCCUGAUCCAGACGAUGACUUGCUCCCUCUACGGCUUCGUCGCUAACGGCACUCUCCUCAUCCUCAGCAGCACCAACGCCAUCUUGAUGGGGAGCGAGGAGCAUUCGCUCAACCUCUUCAAGGGUUACACGUGGCAGACGCUCAUGGCGAUCACAAGCAUUGCUCUCGCCGACAUGGCCAUGGCGCUGGUCUUCAAGUUCCUCGAUGCCACCAGCUACAACUUCUGCCGCGUCUUCGCCACGUGGCUCCAGGGCUUCAUCACCUUCAGCGGCCUCUUCGGAGGAGGAACCUCGCAGGUUACCGGCACUUUCAUCUUCGGAUCCAUCCUUGUGACCGCCGCCAGCAUCCUCUACAAGUCCAAGUCGAACCUUCCCUGCGUCCCCGAGCCCAAGAUGGAGAGUGAGAUGCAGGUGGAGGGCUUGAGGGGAGGGCAUCCCCACGUUUGA